GCGGACUGGCCGCCGCCCUGCCCGCCUGGAACGCCACCGCGCUGUCCCGGGGCGGCGCCGCCGCGGCGGAGGCCGCCGCGCUGCGCGAGAUUCAUGGCGCCUGGGAGCAGUACCUGGACUAUCACCUCAAGAAGGCGGCGCUCCUCGACGCGCCGCGCUCCGCGCCGCUCCUGCGGGGCUGGCCGCUCGAGGAGGCGGAACGCGUCUUCGGGCUCGCGAUGCGCUCCGCCUGGCUGCUCUUCGCCCCUCCCGAGCGCCUGGUGCAGGCGCACUGCUCGUGCCGCGACACGCCCGAGACGAUCUCCAUUCUCUUCAACAUAUUCGCUAAGUUGAGGCGGCACGGCGCCGAGAACGUCAGCUUCUACCUCUUCCAGUGCGCCGCCCUCGGGGCGGAGCCCGACGCCGCGGCGUGGGAGAACCUCCGGCUCUUCGCUCGCGCGGCCACGGGCUGGGCGCCCUGCCUGCCCGCGGACGUCAUGGCCGCGAGCUGCCGCGCGCUCCGCCGCCGCCGGGGGGCCGCGUGCGCCCAGCGAGCGUUGCUCCACGGCGACCCGGCGGCGGCGAAGCGGCUCAUGCGCGCUGCCGCCAACCUGCUGGCCUUCUGCGCGGACUGCUUCGACCACACCCCCUGGACUGGGAGGGGGUCUGGCGUCGAGGCGGCGGCCGACCUGGCGGCGACGGAGGUCCUGUACAACUGGGCCAGGCACGCCUCCGGACGCGGAGGGCCCUGGGCGCCACUGCGGGCGCGGCCGCAAGCCCUGGAGGGCGCCGGCUCGGGGCGCCCCUUCGCGCGCCCCCUGUGCUCGGCGGACCUGGGCGAGGUGUGCUUCGACGUGCCUCGGGCGGGCAUCUCGCUGAUGGGCGCCGCGCCGCGCAGCGCUGCCGCCCCGGGGGCGCGCGGCGGCGGGUUCCUGCUGCAGUGCGGGGACAGCUACGGCGACUGGCGCCGCGUGCUGCUUUCGCGCAGGCCACUGCCUGAAGUCAGGCGAGAAGAAGGCCGCCGUGGAGCCCUUGUUGUCCAUAUGUCGCCCACCGCCAUGGACAACCUCUGGCACCUUCUUCAUGUUUUCGUGCCAGCGGUGCUGCGGUCUCGUGGCGGAGCCGCCGCCGGGGGCGCCGCCCUGCCGGGGGGGGCCGGCGGCCUCGAGGUGGUGCUGGACGGGCUCGCGCCGCUGGGCGGCUGGCCGGGCGCGACGGCGGCGGAGCUGCGGCGCAGCUUCUCCUGGCACUUCCUGCGGCUGCUCUCCCAGGCCCCCAUUGUCCUCGGGGACGCCGAGUCUGUCACGGGUACCCGCUCGACGUGCUUCAGGUUCGUGCUCUGGGGGCAGAAGGCCACUCUGAGGGGAAGGGGAGGGAGGAGUGAGACAGAUGCGGAUCUCGCG
Prorocentrum cordatum is the source of this 1382-nucleotide messenger RNA. NCBI's taxonomy places the organism in Eukaryota, Dinophyceae, Prorocentrales, Prorocentraceae. The record is from the annotation of a GenBank genome assembly.